AUGGGAAAUUUGCCUUCUCCUCGCGUGCAACCGUUGUCACCGUUUACGCAUACGGGUGUGGACUACGCUGGUCCUUUUUUGAUUACGCCUUUCGUUGGAAGAGGACAAAGGACACGAAAAGGUUACGUGGCCCUAUUCGUUUGUCUCGCUAUCAAGGCGAUCCACGUGGAGCUAGUGGAGGAUUGCUCCAGUGCUGGAUUUCUUGCUGCCUUUCGGCGAUUCACGAGCCGACGAGGCUUAUCGUGUAAGCUAUACUCUGAUAACGGGACUAACUUUCACGGCGCUAAAAAGGAAUUAAACAGCGAAUUUGAGGCGUUCAUGAAAGAUUCGUCUCUACGCGACGUUCUUGCUAACGAUAAAAUUGAGUGGCAUUUUAUCCCGUCUGCAGCUCCUCAUUUCGGAGGAAUUUGGGAGGCGGGCGUGAAAAGCCUCAAAUCGCAUCUAAAGCGGAUAGCCGGUUCGCGUACCCUGUCGCAGGCUGAAUUCGCUACACUCCUAUGCCAGAUAGAGGCAUGUUUGAACUCCCGACCAAUUGCGGCUCUUAGCGACGACCCGAGCGAUCUGUCCGCGCUCACUCCGGGUCAUUUUUUAAUAGGCCGACCGAUCGUUGCGAUACCGGAGGAAUCAGUACUCGCGAUAGAUACGAAUCGACUUUCGAGAUGGCAGUUCGUCCAUUCGAUGGUGGAACAACUCUGGCGUGCUUGGUCGCAAGACUACUUACAUUCGCUGCAACAGCGACAUAAAUGGUCAGAAAGAUCGCCUUGUUUUCGCGUUGGCGAGCUCACGUUGUUAAAAAAUCCUUUGCUCCCUCCGAGCAAAUGGGAGUUCGCGCGAGUCACUCAGGUCCAUCCCGGAUCCGACGGACUCGUUCGAGUAGUUACCGUGAGAACCGCGCGUUCAAUAUUGAAACGACCAAUCACGCUACUGUGUAGACUGCCAGUUCAGUGCGAUAAUUAA
Molecule: messenger RNA, 957 nt
Organism: Nylanderia fulva
Lineage: Eukaryota; Metazoa; Arthropoda; Insecta; Hymenoptera; Formicidae
Biological process (GO): DNA integration
Molecular function (GO): nucleic acid binding
Source: RefSeq, a predicted model, not a curated record